Molecule: messenger RNA, 1189 nt
Organism: Pristis pectinata (smalltooth sawfish)
Lineage: Eukaryota; Metazoa; Chordata; Chondrichthyes; Rhinopristiformes; Pristidae
Product: nuclear receptor-interacting protein 3-like
Biological process (GO): proteolysis
Molecular function (GO): aspartic-type endopeptidase activity
Source: RefSeq, a predicted model, not a curated record
CUCAUUUCGGUUGAGGGAGUCUAAGGGCUCUGGGAUAACUCGCUGAGCUUUCCGUUCGUCGCCAAUUUUUUUUUGUUGAUUGUCGAGAAUUUUCUCGCCCCGGGAGAAUGUUCUACUCUGACAUUCUGAGAGAAAGCCGACAGCAGCAGAUGGAUAUCCGAGAGGCUGCCUCUCUGCGCCAGCAGAGGCGAAUGAAACAAGCCGUUCAGUUCCUCCAUAAAGACUCGGCGGACUUGCUACCCCUGGACGGCCUCAAAAAACUGGGCACCUCCAAAGAAACCCAACCACAUAACAUUUUGCAGAGACGUUUAUUAGAAAGCAACUUGUCAAAACUUCGAGCCAACAAUCGAGGGACAUGGCCUUCUAAUAAUUCAUUUUCGGUGCAGACCAAGAGUUUUCAUCAGAUUAAACAAGAAUUUCACAGAAGAACACAUGAUGAUGAUCUGAUAUUUGUGUGUUGCAAGUGUGCUGGAUUAGAGAUGAAAUUACAGAUUGACACUGGCUCUCGAUAUAAUCUCAUUUCAUCUGCCUGUGUGGAUAAACUAGGGCUGAAGGAACUUGUGAAAGCAGACAAGAAUGAAUGGAAAAAAUGGGAAUGCCUUUUACUUUUGAAGGUUUAUUGCCAAAUGGACAAUAUUGCAAUCUCUAUAGGACAAGCUGAAUAUAAGUGUUCAGCAGUUGUGGUGGAUGAUGAUAAGAAAAUUCUCUCUAUUGGAUUGCAGACAUUGAGAUCAUUGAAGUGCAUAAUAGACUUGGAAAAACAAUAUUUAAUUCUUGGGGAGAAGGAGAAAGAGGAGAUUCCAUUUCUGGAUAUUGACAGCAGUUUUUAUGCAGAUGGCUCUUCUUAAAGUACAGAAGUUGACAGAAGUAAACAUUCGAUUUACAGAAGUGCUCUUCGGUGGUUUGUAUACAAAUAUGACACAACAAACAUCUCUGACUCCAGCCUACUCUCUGUGCUUUCUCUUCAGUACAAGUGUUCAGAACUAACAUGGAAUUUUGUAGCACUUAGACUGUUAUUUAACCUUUACAAUCUUUCGCUUCUGAAUACAGGAUGGAUGCAAAGGAAAUUACAGAAUGAAUUUCCUGUGCAUUGUUUAAAAAUAUUGAACUUUAGUGUUCAUUCUGAAGAAAAUAAUUCUGCUCUUUCUGUGGGUUGACCGUUUCACAUGUGCACUAUGGUGAAAUAGAG